Messenger RNA from Trypanosoma theileri, 558 nucleotides. RefSeq names its product cAMP-dependent protein kinase regulator. The record is from RefSeq and is a predicted model, not a curated record. Gene Ontology annotation, molecular function: GTPase activator activity; small GTPase binding. Gene Ontology annotation, biological process: activation of GTPase activity; nucleocytoplasmic transport. Lineage: Eukaryota; Euglenozoa; Kinetoplastea; Trypanosomatida; Trypanosomatidae. Bases 1 to 558 code for a protein of 185 amino acids. Gene Ontology annotation, cellular component: nucleus; perinuclear region of cytoplasm; cytosol. The transcript has a single exon.
AUGCCUCCACGGCCGACAAAACCAGCCGGAAAGAAAACUGGCAAAACAGUGCGGGCCAAACCCAUUUCACUACGGGAUUUAUACAUCAAAUCAUGUGCGGAGGUUGGACAGAAUCCAAAUAGCGCUAUGCUCGAUUUCCUCUCAACGAAUACAUCCUCCUCUAGUAUUGAAUGCAUUGAUGUUAGCAGGAACUACUUGGGUGAUAAAGGGGUUCUUCCCUUAUUGGCCGUGGUGGAUCGAUGUCAAAAUUUACAAGAAAUAAACCUUGCUGAGAAUGGUUUACGUAACAAUGCCAUUCGUGCACUUUGUAUAUCGGCUGUCAAGCACCCAUCUCUUCGGUGUAUUGAUGUCUCCGAUAAUUACAUUAGCGAAGGUGCCGCUGUUCAUCUUCAACACCUUCUGGAAGACAAUCCAAGGAUACGAUGGCUUGGGAUAGAUAAUACCAAGAUAGAUGUUGAGUGGCGUGUUAAACUCCGCGAUUUGGUCCGUGCAAAUGCGGCUGCGGCUGCGGCUGAGGCUGCUGCAGCUGAGCAAGAUGUAUCAGGUCAAGAGAAUUGA